AUGGCAGAUGAUGCGCUAACGCGCCAGAGCCAAAGCGUGCAACCUGCUUGGGACUGGGAAGAGCCAAGGAUAGCAGACGCCGCGGAAGCAGCUGCUCUCGCCCGUGUGGUGACGUGCUGGUUUGCCCAACUGACUCCGGGGAGCUGGUUAGCUGCCGAAUUAUCCGUUAUUCCGGAGAAGCUUGUCUGGAGAACAUUUCAGCCUCCCGGUCUCGCUAUCAGCGGUGAUGGACUCUGUGGCCCGGAGUUCACGGUAGCGGGGUCUAUGGGGGCGGUGGAAGGGCAAGAGCAAAUGGCAACUCCAGCACCACCUCCAUACCGGCGAGAAACGCCGCCAUCAGAGGCUUCACUACCAGCAGAAGCGACAUCAAAUGCCCUCCAACUCAGCACAGGAGACAUAUCCGGCCUUCGGGCUCAAAUACUCGACAACGCACACACCCUCUGGGUACUCCACUACACCUACUGGCGUCCCUUCCCCGACAACAUCCACCUCAUCACCCGCAAAUCCCGGACCCCAAAUAAGACGGAAGCAGUGAUCCUCUCCUGGCAGCCCGGCUCAUCGCGUCCCGGCGCUGGAGUGCGCACCCGGGGCUCGUUCUCCAUAUUCGUCCACGGACCAGAGGCCGAGAGCUCGGAGGGGGCUUUGAAGGCGUUGUUGACGAAGAUGGAGGGGAUGAUUGGGGCGAGGUGGGACAGGUAUGAGUUUGAUAUGAAGAACUUUAUUGAUAAGUGA
This is a messenger RNA of Saxophila tyrrhenica, 732 nucleotides long. RefSeq lists its product as uncharacterized. The record is from RefSeq and is a predicted model, not a curated record. The transcript is spliced from 4 exons. The coding region runs from base 1 to 732 and encodes 243 amino acids. NCBI's taxonomy places the organism in Eukaryota, Fungi, Ascomycota, Dothideomycetes, Mycosphaerellales, Extremaceae.